AGAUGUCCACGGCCAUCCGUCGAUUGACAGCCGAUAGAUGCGACCUAAUGUGACGUGCAUACGACACGAAGCACGUGUAUAAAAGAAGCUGAGCGCGCUCCAGAACCGUCAGUGGGUCAGCACAAUCGACCGGAUGAAGCUCAUUUUGUGUCUGUUCCUGGUGGCUUUGGCCACUGGCCUUCCUGAAAAGAACGCCCGGAUCGUCAACUACCAGUACGGCAUUGAAGAGGACGGCGCCUACACAGCCGAGUACGAGACCAGCAAUGGCAUCAGAGCCCAGGAGGACGGCAUCUCCUACCCCGGAAACGAUCCCGAGUCUGGCAACUACGUGAGGAGCGGCUCGUACUCGUACGAAUGGGAGGGCGUCACCUACACGGUCACCUGGACGGCCGACGAGAACGGCUUCCACCCGGAGGGUGACCACCUGCCUGACUUCAGUCAUGUCUCGGAGCAUAUCGGAAACAUAGACGAUGCUAAAUGAACAGAGAUCCGCGGUGCGGUCUUGAUAUUCCCGUGAUAAGUUUGUGUCCCUCUCAGUCAUUGCGCUGUGGUAGGUAUAUUAUCAUUAAACAAUAUUUUAUAUAACAUGUCACCUCAUUGGUAAAUACUCAUACGCGCUUUUCACUUUGAUCUAUGUCGCCGUAAAGGGGAAACAAAUGGUGCUUAAAGACGUAAUUAAGAGAAACCAGUGAUUUUUAAAAGAAUGUGUGCUUUCAUCAGCUACUCUUCUACAUUUUGUGUUUGUGAAAUGUGCAACGUCCGUCCGUUGUCUUUAUGUUUGCUUGAAGCUCCUUUUUGUCCCUAUACAUGUCCUUGUGCAGCCUACGAAACUUCUGUGGCAUCCCAACCCCCAGGAUAGUAUAUGCAAUGUCCAUUUUGUAUUUUCCUCUCAUGUGGAAUCGUGUCCCCUAGCUGUCAAUACAAAUAACUAAGCUUCAA
Amphibalanus amphitrite is the source of this 939-nucleotide messenger RNA. RefSeq names its product cuticle protein CP14.6-like. Gene Ontology annotation, cellular component: chitin-based extracellular matrix. The transcript is spliced from 3 exons. The record is from RefSeq and is a predicted model, not a curated record. The coding region runs from base 134 to 481 and encodes 115 amino acids. NCBI's taxonomy places the organism in Eukaryota, Metazoa, Arthropoda, Thecostraca, Balanomorpha, Balanidae. Gene Ontology annotation, molecular function: structural constituent of chitin-based larval cuticle.